AGGAGAGGGGAAAGGAGAAGGGACGAAGGAGAGAGCGGGGGGAUGACUGCAUCAAAGGAAAACAAAAAAACAAUCAUGACUCCUGUAAUUCAUACUAUACAUCACAAAGGUUGCUGUGGUUAUCUACACAGUAUGCCGCAAUAAAUGACGAGCCGCCCCGAAAAGUUGCUGCUGGCUUGAGAGAGAUGUCAUCUCCAGGAAUGGGCACCCCCAGUGACCCCCUCUUGGCCAGUCCAGGAGGGAGGUUUUCCACAGCUCAGGAAGGUAUCUGGAGGAGCUCACUUCCCAAAACUGCCAGCUUUCCAACUUCCACCACUCGGCACCUCAGUCACAGAGCCAACAACUUCCAAAGACAGCCAAAGCGGAGGAAGCUGAUAAGACCUUCGCCUCCUCCGCCACCCAACACACCUUGUCCCCUGGACCAGUUGGACCUCAGUGAGCUUCCCCCGAGACGUACCUUCCAGGAGCUGCUCUUCAAUGGCUGCAUCUUGUUCGGGAUUGAAUUCAGCUACGCCAUGGAAACAGCUUAUGUGACUCCAGUGCUUUUACAGAUGGGCCUGCCUGAUCAAUUCUACAGCUUGGUGUGGUUUAUUAGCCCCAUUCUCGGAUUCCUCGUUCAGCCUCUCAUAGGAGCAUGGAGUGAUCGUUGCACAUCCCGGUUUGGGCGAAGACGACCUUUUAUUUUCGCCUUGGCAAUAGGAGCACUGAUUGGUCUUACUCUGGUUCUCAAUGGACGGGAUAUUGGGAGUGUCCUGGCUGACACAGCAUCAAAUCACAAGUGGGGAAUCGUCCUGACAGUGUGUGGUGUGGUUCUAAUGGACUUCAGUGCUGAUUCAGCUGACAACCCAAGCCAUGCUUAUAUGAUGGAUGUGUGCAGCCCAGAGGACCAAGAUCGGGGACUGAACAUCCAUGCGUUACUGGCAGGUCUAGGAGGUGGAUUUGGCUACAUUGUAGGUGGCAUCAACUGGGACCAGACACAGUUUGGAAGGUCAAUGGGAGGUCAACUCCGGGUCAUAUACCUGUUUACGAGCAUCACUUUGGUGAUCGCCACAACCAUGACUCUAAUGAGCAUCCCUGAACGGCCCUUACCGAAGAGCCAGCCGAACAAGAACUCAAGCAAAAACAGCCUGAAAAGCCCUAGCCUCCCUCUUCCCCCCUCCCCACCCGUCCACCCUGGACCAGAUUUGGGACUAGAUGAGGAAGACGAGGACGGUCUCUACAGCUACAAUUUCUCAAAGUCUCACCCAUGUAAUCCUGACCCCUUGGCCCAUUCUUGCAGUGCAAGUGCGCGUCUUUGUGCGGGCCUCAAUAGCCCCAUAUCGCCCCUAAGCCCCCUCACUCCAAAGUAUGGCAGCUUUAUUAGUAGGGACAGCUCUCUCACUGGCAUUAAUGAGUUUGCCUCUUCAUUAGGAACCUCAUAUAUCGAUAGUGUGCUCAUAGACUGCUACACAGGCCAGCAGACACCACAAGCUCUGCUCCCCAGCUCCACCACUGUGCCACUGCCUCCAGGGGACUCCCCUCCCCCAGACGGGCUCAUGCAGGGGCCAGGGAACCACCCUGUAGGUGCAGGACAGACCCAGGCCAAUGUGGUGUCUCAUCCAGUUGGGGACGCACAAGAUGCAGAAGGGCCUCAGCCUGCUGGAGAUGCACAAUCUCACGGAGCAUCUCAGGUCACAGCUGGGGCUCAGACUGCUGCGGGGUCACACCGGGGCUCCACGGCUGGCAUCCUGAAGCGACCUCAGAGUCUCGCGCUGAUGGAAGAGCCCAUGGCAACACAGAUUGUUGGGCUGGAGAAUGGGCGUAGGAGGACAGUGACUUUCAGCCAGCAGGUUGCAAACAUUUUGCUCAAUGGAGUGCGCUAUGAGAGUGAUCUAAGUGAGAAUGUGGAGAGUGGAGAAUCCCAAAUGUCAAUGAAGCUGCUGUGUAUAGCCAUCUACAGGAUGCCUCCCUCUUUGCGGAGUUUAUGCACUAAUCAUUUUUUAGGCUGGCUGUCCUUUGAAGGGAUGCUGCUCUUCUACACUGACUUCAUGGGGGAGGUUGUGUUUGAAGGAGAUCCCAAAGCACCCCACGACUCCGAGGCUUACCAACGCUACAAUGCUGGUGUCAGCAUGGGCUGCUGGGGCAUGUGCAUCUAUGCAUUCAGUGCUGCUUUCUACUCAGCCAUAUUGGAGAAACUAGAGGAGCGUUUCUCUCUUCGCACGCUAUAUUUUUUCGCCUACUUGGCAUUUGGUUUGGGCACCGGCCUUGCCACACUAUCCACCAACCUCUACGUGGUACUUUCUCUCUGUGUCACCUACGGGGUGCUCUUCUCCUCUUUAUGUACGCUGCCUUACUCUCUGCUGUGUGAAUACUACCAGAGCCCUCAGUUUUGCGGCUCAUCGGAGGAAGGGACCAGACGCGGGAUGGGGGUGGACAUCUCUCUGCUCAGCUGCCAGUACUUCCUGGCUCAAAUCCUGGUCUCUGUGGCGAUGGGACCUCUGACCUCGCUGGUGGGUGGGGCCCAGGGAGUGAUGUACUUUGCAAGCCUGAUGUCAUUCGUGGGCUGCCUGUACUCCUCUCUCUGCGUGGUGUACCAGCUGCCCCCCCCUGAGGGUGAGCCCCCCGAAAGCGAGACCCAGCCACUAUUGGUGCACAUUUAGAAAAGCCUCUUACAAAUUUAUUUUUACCUCACACACAACCGCACGCACACACAUACUCACUCCACAGCACUGUUGCUUUAGUGUCUGCUGUGUUGACCUUCACAGUGCGACAGACGCACUUGUAAAUCCUGCCGCACACUGUACAGCACAGAUUCAUAUAUUGUUUUACACCAAUUUAGCACUGCUCCUCUCAGAGCUAGACAGACAGACAGACAGACAUUGGCCACCUCUCCAGUCUUUGUUUAUACAUGACCAGCGUGUUCAUACAGUGUGUGUGCCCAUGCAUUUUUUCCUAACUUUUGCAAACGAAUGUGUGACCUCUCUGAAUGUGUGUGUGACUCUGAGUGACUCCUGUGAGUAUAGAUAAGCCGUUCUUGUGUCUGAUUCUUUGCUGUCAAACUCUUGCAUCAUUUUUCUUGCUCAUUUGUUGGUGUUUUUAGGAUAGAAGUGUUUACCAGUAUGCGCAAGCUAACCACUGCUUUCCCUCUCUUUUUCUUCCUUUUAUCAGUUGCCUAACGUCUGCAUGAGCUGCAGUGUAAUCUCUUAAAGCCCUGUGUUAACGUUUUGUUUUGGUCAUAUGGCCAAGGGAAUGUCUACCUGCCUGUUUCUCUGAGUUAGCAUACUACACCUUAGGCAGGAUUUUCUGACUAAUUGAAUGUGCUGCCAGUAGCCAUUCAGGCUCACUGUUCAUUCCUCUUUAUUAAUUCAAGAGCUCUCAUUGCAUAAUUUAGCAAACACAUACUUAAUAUUCACGUGAAGGCGAACUAUGCCUAAUCACAGUCUGGAAGGCUUUCACAUUCUCCACAUUUUAACAGCAAAUACAAACAACACUUUCCACACUAUCCAGUCAUUAUGAGACUUAACCAGUGUGCUAUCCCCAAAAUUUCACAGUUUGGUGCUGGGUGACUCUUAAUCAAGAGUCCAAAUAGGAGUACAAUGUCAACUACUUAAUCAUCAUAGAGCAGUGUCUAAUAGGAUGACACGCGUACUCGUACAAAAAACACAGAGAAAUGUGUACUGGUGGCUAAUUCUUGUCUGGGCCCUCACUAAGCCAUGGACAGCCCUGUGAGCUGUUACCCUACUCCUGGCCAUACCAUUGUAAUAAUGACAGUGAUUCUUGUCAUUAUCAGGAAGAGGAGAAGUUGAAACUGGGGUCUGAAUCAGCAAUCAGUCGGAAACCGAACAAAACAGAAGAAGAGAAAACAGAGAGAAGACUCAUGUGAAUGAUGGGUAACCCUGAAGGUGGACAGCAUUUUAAAAAAGCAAAAAAAAAGACUGGGGGUUCACAGCCAGCGGCGGCGAAUGCUUAUCGUCAUCAUUAGGGCGCAUGCUUAAGGUAGUAGGCUUCCGCUCCACUAUGCUCAGUCUAUCAGUGACGUAUAGUGAUGACUUUUCGUUUGUUAGCUGGACGUUUUAAACCUCAUUCCUUUUUCCAUCAUCGAGAAGCCAUCUACAUCACUAAACUGGUACAUGCAGUUUAUUUUUUCAUGGCAAAACGGUACGCUUUGUCUGUUCAGCCAAACACAGGCACCAAGCCUGAUUUCAGGGCUUCAAACAAGCUUUUCGUUGUGUUGGUUCCACUGACUGAGCACCUCAACAUGCAGGUGCCCCAGAAGAAUGUCUGUAAUUGCCUACUAUCAAAGCCUGCUGGACUGACCAGAUGCACGCCACGCUAACGUUUCUGAGGAAACAGUAAAUGUGCGGAUCAUGCUGUUGCAGCUUGCUUGGGAAAGAAAUAAAACACAGUUUUUGUGUUACAUGGUACCACCUAUUGCUCAGUAUUAGCAGUGCUACUGUAAAAGCUACUUUUAUUCAGGGUUAAGUUAAAACUAAAAUGAUCAUUUUUUGCCACGCUUGACUCCUGUGUCAAUUAUUUUGUUGCAUGCCAUGUCAGUUGUAGCUUCCCUUAAUGAUGGGGUGAACUUCUCAACUACACCACAUGGGGGAGCAAGUGUAUACAAGAAAGUAAUCCAUUGAUUCUGUUCACCCUUUUCCAUUACCAAGUGAAAUUAUUCCUCUUUCCUGCAUCUAAGCCAGCCAUUUUCCAUGUUAAGAAAAAAAUAGGUCAAGUGACAUCAUCCACUUAUAAAACCAUGUUUUGUUUUUUAAAGAAAGCACUGAUGAUGAGCUAUUAACAGAUAAUAAACACACACGAAAGUCAUUCUUAAGUAAAAAGACAAUUUAUUUGUUAAUCAGAAUAUACAAAGCAGUGGCUGAAGUAACCGAAUGUCAUUCUGGUUCUGAAAAAGGCAGUCUUGUACACAAAACUGAGCUACCCAACCAUAACAUAACACUCAUUGAAAAUGUAAGAGAAA
Molecule: messenger RNA, 4954 nt
Organism: Haplochromis burtoni (Burton's mouthbrooder)
Lineage: Eukaryota; Metazoa; Chordata; Actinopteri; Cichliformes; Cichlidae
Gene: slc45a1
Product: solute carrier family 45 member 1
Exons: 9
Coding region: 186-2639 (817 amino acids)
Biological process (GO): transmembrane transport
Cellular component (GO): membrane
Molecular function (GO): sucrose:proton symporter activity
Source: RefSeq, a predicted model, not a curated record